AUGUUAGGGCUACUCCGCACCCUCGCCGUCUCGGCUGCUCUGGUGGUAUGCGCCGCUGGCCAAAAGUCUGCCGGAUGCGGACGGAACCUUCCGGACGGGCAGCAGAACGGAGGACGAUAUAACGCUACUGUCGGAGGGAGACGUUUUCUGGUCAAUGUCCCUGACGACUACAACAAAGACACGCCGUCGCCGCUCAUUCUAGCAUUUCACGGCGGCGGCGGCAGCCCAGAGAACCACAUCACGGUCGACCAGCUCACGCUGCAAGUCAAAAGCGACUAUCCGGACCUGUCCAUGGACAUUGACGACAUUUUUUACGUCUAUCCCGCGGGGAGCAGCAAAGCGGGAUGCGAACAGAAGAACACCUGUGACAAGCUGUACUGGUCCGUCGAUCCAGACAUCACGGCCGAUGAUAUUGGAUUCGUCAACAGUGUCCUGGACUCGCUUGAGGAUACGUACUGCCUCGAUAUGAAUCGGCUCUACGCAGAGGGGAAGUCUCAGGGCGGAGGCCUGGUCAACAAGCUUGCCUGCGACUCGGGGGUUUCGAAAAGAGUUGCCGCAUUCUCGCCCGUCAGCGGCGCCUACUACACGGCUGUGGACGACUGCGAGCCACCUUUCGAGUUCGACCUCAACCCCUUCUGCUCACCCGGCAGGGAUAACGUCCCCAUUUUUGCGUUCCACGGCAAGAAGGACACGACGAUCCCUUUUGACGGCGCGUCGAAGAGGAAUCGCUGUCUCCCUCGUAUCCCGCACUGGGCCGAUCAGUGGGCGGCGCGGGACCGUCUCUCCACGAGCCCCGAGAAGAGCGAGUUGACCCCAACCACCAGCGUCUUCAAGUACGGCGGCGGGCUCGUGACGUUGAUCGUCGACAACAAUCUGGGCCAUGUAUGGCCUGCUACCGUCAAGAACGGGGACAAUGAUGGCAAGGUCGGGCCGUUUGACUUUACGCCGCUCAUGUUGAGGUUCUUUGACAAGAAGACUCUGUCAUAA
Messenger RNA from Thyridium curvatum, 987 nucleotides. RefSeq lists its product as uncharacterized. The transcript is spliced from 2 exons. Gene Ontology annotation, molecular function: feruloyl esterase activity. The record is from RefSeq and is a predicted model, not a curated record. The coding region runs from base 1 to 987 and encodes 328 amino acids. Lineage: Eukaryota; Fungi; Ascomycota; Sordariomycetes; Thyridiales; Thyridiaceae.